GGCCGUAAUAAGUUCUCAGCUUCAAGCUCCGCCAUUUUAAAGAAUCCCAGUUCCACUGAAAACAACACCCUUUUUUUUGUGUAUAUUUAAUGAGAGCUGAAAUGGAGGAAAGGGAAGGGAGAUCUUUGUCGGAAACGCCGACGUGGGCUUUCGCCACCGUCAUCUCCGCUCUGGUCUGCGUCGGGUUCUUGAUUCACGGCGGGUUGAAGAAGUGUGGAAAGUGGCUGGACAGAACAAAAAGGAAACCGCUUCUUGCCGCAUUGGAGAAAAUCAAAGAAGAGUUGAUGGUUUUUGGUCUUCUUUCAUUGCUAAUGGGGCACUGGAUAACUUUUGUUGCCAAGAUUUGCGUCAAGUCAUCAGCUUUAACCAGCCGCUUUUAUCCAUGCUCUAGAUGGGAUAUAAAGGAGGAGGCUGCCAUUGUAAAUCACACUGUUUUCAUGAGGUUUACUCAUUUGAAUGUCUCGGUUUCAAGGGAGUUGAUGGAGAAUGCCCAAAAUCAUCAGUUCUGUCCACCGGGCCAUGAAUCUUUUGCUUCAAAAGAGAGUCUUGAGCAGCUUCAUAGAUUCUUGUUUGUUUUAGGUAUUACCCACGUGUCAUUCAGCUUCGUUGCUGUCGCCCUAGCUAUGAUCAAGAUCUCUAGUUGGAGAAGGUGGGAAAACCAUGCUAAGUCUAUGGUUCUUCAAGGACUAGAAGGUUCCCGUUCCUCGGAGGCUGCCUCGUACAACACAAAAAUGAGGCGACUGUCUACUUUCAUCUUUCACCACACCUCACAUCCAUGGAGCCAGCACAAAGUUCUUGUUUGGCUGCUUUGUUUCAGCCGCCAGUUCUGGAGCUCUAUAAACCAAGCUGACUAUAUGGCGUUACGCUUGGGUUUCAUUACUACUCAUCAACUGCCCCUGAUGUAUGAUUUUCACAAGUAUAUGCUUCGAAGCAUGGAGGCAGAAUUCCGUGAUAUAGUUGGCAUCGGUGUCCACCUCUGGAUUUUUGCCAUCUCAUGUGUUCUUCUAAGUUUUCAUGGAACAAAUGUCUAUUUCUGGAUUUCCUUCUUACCAACAAUUUUGCUCCUCCUGGUUGGUACCAAGCUGCAUCGCAUUGUGGUUAAGCUAGCGGUUGAAAUCAGAGACGAAACUUCGUUGGAAGGUUUUCAUCAUUUCAAUCUUCGGGACGAGCUUUUCUGGUUCGGGAGGCCUAGAUUUCUGCUGCUGUUAAUCCAGUUUAUAUCAUUCCAGAAUGCAUUUGAAGUGGCGGUAUAUCUAUGGUCACUGUGGGAAAUCAAAGGAGCAUCAUGCUUCACGCGAAACCAUAGCUUUCUUGUGAUUCGAUUGGCAAUCGGGGUUGCUUCUCAGAUUUGGUGUAGCUUCAUCACUUUCCCGCUCUACGUUAUAGUUGCUCAGAUGGGUUCAGAGUACAAGAAAGCAAUAAUCUCGGAGAGUGUUAAGAAAUCGUUGCACCGAUGGCGAUGCCGGGUUAAGGCAGGCAGGCAAGAAAGCUCUUCAACCUCUUCUUUUCAUCAUAGAGCUUUGACAUCAACCACAUCCUUGAAUUCCGUGCCGGACUUCGUAGAUCAGGCUCACAACACUGUGCCAGGCACCAUAGAAGAGGCCUCUGCAAGGCAAGAAGAUGUGAAGGUCUCAGUUCAAGAAGGGUCUUUGAAACAUGGUGAAACAGAUGAAAUCUCAGAAUGUGAUGACAAGAACCAGGUUCCUGUUUGUCCAAAAUAUGGGAGUCCUGCCACUGAUGAUGAGGAAAAAGGCAGCCUAUGAGUCUGUCUUGCAGUUCAUGGACAACCUUAAACUCCAUAUAUUGUCUGGUCUGAGGUUCAAAUGUAUGUUCAAAAGAACUUUGUUGACAAAACAGUACAUGCAAGUAACCAAAGUUAUAGUUUUUGCAUA
Molecule: messenger RNA, 1892 nt
Organism: Ipomoea nil (Japanese morning glory)
Lineage: Eukaryota; Viridiplantae; Streptophyta; Magnoliopsida; Solanales; Convolvulaceae
Product: MLO-like protein 4
Exons: 15
Coding region: 90-1763 (557 amino acids)
Biological process (GO): defense response
Cellular component (GO): membrane
Source: RefSeq, a predicted model, not a curated record